AUGUCAUUCACCAUCGCGAUCCGUCAAGGGCCAACGCGCCUGGCGAACAAGCUGCCUGUGCUCACCAAAACCGCCUUCAGAAGCAGUGCGCCUGCGCGUGCAUUUCAUCAAUCAUCGACAAAGUCGUGGAGCUUCUUCACGCCGAAAACUGCCAUCUCUCCAAUCCUUCGAUCGGCGCCCCGGAAUGCCUUCGCACGGCAGACGCGAUUCUACCAGUCUCAGGCACCGCCCGUCGAUUCCGGCUCGUUCAUGAAGAAGUUGCUCACUGGAGGCGCCAUCUUUGGUGGAACGCUUGUAGCUGUCAAUAUUGUCUUCAACCGCGAGACUCGUGAUGAUGGCGGCAUGCCUGCUUUUGAGCGAGAAUACCUCAACUCGACUUUCUUGCAUACGGGUCUGGGCAUUGGAAUCAUCGGCUUGACUGCCCGCCAGAUGGUCCAGUCUGGUUUUGUCUACAGACUGAUGGUGACGAACCCCUGGGUUUUCGCCAUCGGUGGUCUAGCUCUUAGUUUCGGUACUAUGAUGGGAACCCGUAUGGUCGACCCUGACAACUACCUGCCAAAAUACGCCCUCUGGACUGCGUUCAACGCCACCCAAGCCGCGUUUGUCGCACCUCUGCUCGCCUUUGCCCCUGGUGCCCUGAUUGCCCGCGCUGGUCUUUAUACCGUGGCCAUGAUGGGCUCCAUCUCGUUUGUCGGUGCAACUGCGAAACAAGAGAAGUACCUGUACAUUGGCGGCCCUCUCCUCGCGGGUGCUGCCAUCGUCGCCGUCUCCGGGCUCGCCCCGCUCGUCAUCCCUGCCACGGCUGCCCGAACAUUAGCUAUGACUGAGAACAUCUGGUUGUACGGUGGUUUGGCAGUCUUUGGCGGAUUCACCCUGUACGAUGUCCAGAAGAUUCUGCACCACGCGCGACUGGCGGAGCGGGGUGUCAUCAAGAAGGACCCUGUCAAUGAAAGCAUCUCUCUCGAGCUGGACUUCCUCAACAUCUUCAUCAGAAUGGUUCAGAUCUUGAUGAUGCAACAAAACCGACGCAAGUAA
Pseudomassariella vexata is the source of this 1035-nucleotide messenger RNA. Its product is annotated as inhibitor of apoptosis-promoting Bax1-domain-containing protein. Gene Ontology annotation, cellular component: mitochondrial inner membrane. The coding region runs from base 1 to 1035 and encodes 344 amino acids. The record is from RefSeq and is a predicted model, not a curated record. NCBI's taxonomy places the organism in Eukaryota, Fungi, Ascomycota, Sordariomycetes, Amphisphaeriales, Pseudomassariaceae. The transcript is spliced from 2 exons.